Messenger RNA from Dunckerocampus dactyliophorus (ringed pipefish), 4207 nucleotides. RefSeq names its product eukaryotic translation initiation factor 2-alpha kinase 2 (gene eif2ak2). The record is from RefSeq and is a predicted model, not a curated record. Gene Ontology annotation, molecular function: double-stranded RNA binding; protein kinase activity; ATP binding. The transcript is spliced from 19 exons. Gene Ontology annotation, biological process: protein phosphorylation. Lineage: Eukaryota; Metazoa; Chordata; Actinopteri; Syngnathiformes; Syngnathidae. Bases 1411 to 3372 code for a protein of 653 amino acids.
AGGAACUUGAAGGUUUUCACCCUCUCCACCUCAGUCUCAUCAAUAAACAGGGGUCUAUGCGGCUCCUUUUCCCUUGUUCUUGGGUCGAUGAUCAUCUCUUUAGUCUUAUCUGUAUUGAGAAGGAGAUUGUUAUCACGACACCAAGCUAUGAGGUCCGCCACCUCUCUUCUGUAUGAUGUUUCAACACCACCAGUGAUCAGUCCGAUGACUGUAGUGUCAUCUGCAAAUUUAAUGAUGCUGGUGUUGUUCUGGGAGGCCACGCAAUCGUAGGUGAAGAGCGUGUAGAGGAGUGGACUCAGCACACACCCCUGUGGGGUCCCAGUGCUCACAAUUCUUGAGCUGGAUGUGCGGUUGUGGACUCUUUAUUUAAAUGGAUGCAAUUUCUUGUUGAUUUGCACUAAAAUCCAUUUAAAGUAAUGUAUUGUGCUGUAUGUUCAUAUUAAUGUUUAUUUUUAUCUGGGCAGCACAGUGGAGUAUUGGUUAGCACAUCUGCCAAAAACAUGCAUGUUAGGUUCAUUAGAGGCUGUAAAUUUUCCAUAGGUGUGAAUUUGAGUGUUAAUGGUUGUUUGUCUGGGUGUACUGGACCCCCUCUCAGCCUAAGUCAGCUGGGAGAGGCUCCGGCUCACUCGUGAAUCUUGUGAGGACAAGCAGUACAGUAUAGAAAAUGGAUGGAUGGAUUUUUACUGUGCAAGCUAAGUGUUCAAGGCACAUUUUCUUUUGCCUUUAGCCCUAGGUGAAUGGGUGAUGCCUGUAGUAAAUUAUGGUUGUAAAGGCCAACCAAUAUUUAUGUUAUAUCACAAUGUUUGUUUUUAUUGUAUUAAAAACACUGAAUAGUUGAGAAAAUGCGUAUGUCCAUUCGUAUACGUGUACAGCAUAUGCAUUUUCGCUGUAAUUCACACUGUAGACGACUGCGAUGGACUGCAUUUCCCAUGAGUCUUAGCUGUACCUUUUACUUCCUGGAGGCGUAUUCUGUGGCGCUAGUCGAAAGUAUUUUAUAUUUUAACUAUUAAAACAAUGAAUGUAUUCUGAGCAGAAUAUAUGGACGAUUUGUUUAAACACUUAGCACGUUUUCAUGACCCAGUCUUCCCUGGGUAGUGAAUAUUUGAUGAAAAAGUUGCGAAUUUUCUCGUUGGGACGGCACCACACGGAGGUCAAAAGUUUUUAUUUGUAGAAAAUGAAACCGAAACCUAUUAUGAGCUAGGCUAGUCUGUUUGACAGUGAAUAUCCUCAUUCAUCCGGGUCCUUGUAUUCUCAGGGCAUUCAGUCGAUCGCAACUGGACUGUUCAGGUUGUCCUAGAAGACGCCGCGGAUUCGUAUUGGCGAUAAACGCCGAUUCAUUAUUGCUAUAGAACCUAUGCUAUACAGGUAAUUAUGGAAGUCGCGUUGUUUUAAGGCACCAUUGUAUGAUUGAUGAUGGAUGCUGAAAAUUGCGUAGCUAAAUUAAACCAGUACCUUCAGAAAACUAGCUUCUCGGAAUUCAAGUAUGAAGACGUGGGAACUGAUGGCCCGGAUCACAUUAAAACAUUUACAAUAAGAGUUGUUGUGAACGGCAAGGCCUACCCUGAGGGAGUGGGAAACAACAAGAAGGACGCCAAACAGAAGGCAGCCAAACAUGCUUUAAAAGGCUUAUUGGAAGAGAGAGAAAAUGUUUUAGAGGCCUCUGUUGGACUGGUCCAAUCUCAAGAUGAUCAUGUAUCCUGGAUUUAUUCUUAUGCUCAGAAAAUCAAGAUGCCAAUCAAAUGUAUUGAGUCAACAAGCAAAACCUUUCAAUGUAGAUUCAUGGUUGGAGCGAUUGAGUAUCCAGUUGGAAGUGGGACAACAAAGAAAGAAGCUAAAGAAGAAGCUGCAAAGCUUGCUUAUUGUGAGAUAGUAAAUGGUUCACAGACUGAAGACGAGAACGCGUCCUCCACUUCCAAUCAACAAAUGGAAGAAAUGAGAAAAACUACAUCAGAGAUCUGUGACAAGACACAGAACUUGAAGACUGAAGAUGAUGGCUUUGUCGAGAUCAAUUAUAUUGGACUUAUCAACUCCUACUGUCAGAAAAAACAUUGCACUCCUAAUUUCAUUGAAGUGGGGAGAAGUGGCCCGCCUCAUAACCCUAAAUUUUCCUACAAGUUAGUGAUCGAUGGUAAAGACUACCCUGUGUGUGAGGGAAAGAGUAUCAAGGAAGCCAAGCAAAAUGCUGCUCAGUUGGCCUUGUCUAUCCUCGAUGGAGAGCCAUGUUGGGACAGUGAGGUCAAAUCUGCACCUGUCAAUAGUGCACCAAAAAGCCUGGAUGUCUCUCCACACGUGCUCCGGUCACUUAAUGUUGGAUUAAAAAGCAGAAGCCCAUCUCCAAGUUUCUCACGUCAUGUUUCUGAUUCUUCUCCCAAAGUUCAGGGUAAAAGUCCAGACUGCAAACCUAAAAUUAAAAUUGCUGCAAAUUUCCAAAAUGCUUGUAACCAAGAGGAAGGAAAGAGUGCGGAGGUCAAAGGCGACUAUGUCUCGAGGUUCAAAGAGGACUUUGACUUUCUGGAAGACAUUGGCAAGGGAGGCUUUGGUAAGGUUUUCAAGGCAAAACACAAGCUUGAAGGGAAGAACUAUGCUGUGAAGGUUGUCUCUUGUGAAGAAAAAUCUAUACGCGAGGUAUCAGCUUUAUCAGAGCUUCAACACAACAACAUUGUGAGAUACCACACUUGUUGGUUGGAAGAGACGGCUAACCAAUGUGGUAAUAUAGCUCAUAGUUCCUUUCCCCGGUGUACAAAAAAUCCAUCGAGACGGUUCCUCUAUAUUCAGAUGGAGCUGUGUGACACCAAAACACUCAGAUGGUGGCUAGAUGACAUGAAUGCAAAGCAUGUGGAGCCUUCACAGAGAAGGCAAGAAAGUCUUCCCAUUGCACAGCAAAUAGUUAGUGGGGUCGAGUGCAUUCACGCUAAAAAGUUAAUCCACAGAGAUCUUAAGCCUGCCAACAUCCUGUUUGGGCUGAAUGGUGUCAUUAAGAUUGGGGAUUUUGGCCUUGUUACUGUUGACAAUGAUCCUGAAAGCCUGGUGGAGAGAAGUGGAUGCAAGGGAACUAGAAGUUAUAUGGCGCCUGAGCAGAAAACCAAAAACACCUAUGACCGAAAAGUGGACAUAUUUGCUCUGGGUCUAAUUUAUUUUGAGCUCCUCUGGCGCAUGUAUACCUACAGUGAAAGAGAAAAGCUGUGGGAUGAUAUCAGAAAUCAGACCCUUCCUCCAGAGUUUUCACAUCAUUUUCUCAAAGAGGACCAACUUAUUAAGUCGAUGCUUUGCCUAAAGCCAGAAGACCGUCCGGAAGCAAGUCAACUCAAGACCAACCUUGAGGAGAGUGCUCGUGCACUUACACUUGAUGCUAACGACAGGCACACCGUCUGAGUAACACAUUUUUCCCAAUAAGGCCGCACACGCUCUCGGCUCAGUCCUGCUUUGCUGUUCUCUUCGUGCUUGGGUGGGUUUUCUCCCACAUCCCUGUUUCCUUUCUUUUAAAAUAACCAAGACUAGCAGAUUUUAAGAAUGUAUUUUAAAUUUUUCUCAAGCUGCUGCGCCUUCCCAUACAUCUUAACAUACUAUAUUAAAUUCAGACGCUAGUGUUGAACAUGAAUCCAAUAUUGCCGAAUACACUGAUAUUUAUGUUCUUAUACAUGAAUUACUAUCAACACCGACUGAGAGUAUACAGGAAAAGUGGUUUAUUUUCCCUUUUUGAUCUUAAUUGUUUCACACUUUGUGUAAAUAUUUGGUUUUGGGACAUUCAUGUUUUAAUGACUUUUUAUAAUUGUAAGAUGAAGUUUGUAACUAUAUUCACUGAUCACAUGAUCAUGUGUGGAUAGCGAUUGUAAUCUUUAUGUCUAGGUAUUUAAAGACACACGUCUUUGUUGUCAAUUGCAAUUAAAGAUCUGGUUCUCGAGGUUACACAAAGGAAACACCCCUUUUCGUACAUUUUUUUAUGUUAUAAAAAUUAUAAUUGGUAAAUUGUUUUUUGAUGUAACUGAUCAUUGUUGUUCCAAACAGGCCCAUCCACAUUUGAUUUAGAAAUGGCUAGAAAGUGAUUGUAUGGAAGAGGGUGUCAUUUCAUAUUAACAACCUAAUAACACUGGCUCAACCAUCACAUCCCAAUACUUCUGUCACUUCUGGUUGUAAUCGAAACAAAAUAAAAACCUGUAGGCUUUUCUUGCUUACUGACUCUUGUUGUCUUUUUAAACGAGACCUACAG